Alnus glutinosa is the source of this 1567-nucleotide messenger RNA. RefSeq names its product photosynthetic NDH subunit of subcomplex B 1, chloroplastic. The record is from RefSeq and is a predicted model, not a curated record. The transcript has 6 exons. Gene Ontology annotation, cellular component: NAD(P)H dehydrogenase complex (plastoquinone); chloroplast. Gene Ontology annotation, biological process: photosynthetic electron transport in photosystem I. Bases 39 to 1421 code for a protein of 460 amino acids. Lineage: Eukaryota; Viridiplantae; Streptophyta; Magnoliopsida; Fagales; Betulaceae.
AGCGCUCACGGCUCACUAUUCACUCAACCUCAGUUUUCAUGGCUACAACUUCUCUAAUUCCCAAAGUACCCCUUUCACCCUUUCUCACAAACCCAGCUUCGUCUCCCUCACUCCACUUCACCAAACUCUCCUUCUUGCACCCUCAUUGCGCCAAGAGACCAAGCAGUCUCAACGCCCGACCCAAGAAGAAGAACCGCUGGCUCGAUCCUUUCGACGACGGUGAGGACCCCGACAUAGAGUACGGCUCAGUGUUUUCCGACGGUAAGCAAGGAGAGGACGACCGGCCGCCGGAUAACCCCAACAGCCCCAAUGGGUUCCUGAAGUUCCCGGCGGGUUACAGCGUGGAAAUCGCGUCCUUGGGAUUGAAAAUUAGAGGCGACGUGAGGAGGUGCUGCUGCAUGGUCUCUGGCGGUGUGUAUGAGAAUUUGCUCUUCUUUCCGACCAUUCAGCUGAUCAAGGAUAGGUACCCGGGUGUUCAGGUGGAUGUGUUGGCGUCGGCGAGAGGGAAGCAGACGUACGAGUUGAACAAGAAUGUGAGGUGGGCUAAUGUUUAUGAUCCUGACGAUGAUUUCCCCGAGCCCGCCGAGUAUACUGACAUGGUUGGACUUCUUAAGAAUAGGUACUAUGACAUGGUGUUAUCAACCAGACUAGCAGGGCUAGGGCAUGCGGCAUUCUUGUUCAUGACAACAGCUCGAGAUAGAGUUAGCUACGUUUACCCAAAUGUAAAUUCUGCAGGGGCAGGAUUACUUCUAUCCCAAACAUUUACACCAGAUAGUAAUAAUCUCUCUGACGAAGGAUAUCACAUGUAUCAUCAGAUGCUUGAUUGGUUGGGGAGACCAUUUCGAAGCGUGCCAAGGCAACCUGUGCCCCCUCUCAAAGUAGCUAUUUCAAAGAAGCUGAAGGCAGUUGUUGAGGCCAAAUAUAGGAAAGUAGGUGCAGAGAAAGGAAGAUAUGUUGUCAUUCAUGGGAUAAAAUCAGAUUCAAAGGCCUCAAUGCAGUCUAGGGGGGACACUGAUAGCUUGCUACCAAUCGAAGUUUGGGCUGAAAUAGCAGAUUCUAUAAGGGGACCUAGGCCAAUUUUUGUUAUUCCACAUGAGAAAGAAAGGGAGAAUGUUGAAGAAGUUGUUGGAGAUGAUGCAAGUAUUGUGUUCAUUACAACUCCUGGCCAGCUGGCAGCCCUUAUCAAUGACUCAGCAGGGGUGAUUGCCACAAACACAGCAGCCAUCCAACUUGCAAAUACACGGGAAAAACCCAGCAUUGCAUUGUUUUGCUCUGAAGAAAAGGGGAAGCUAUUUGUUCCUAAUGCAGAAGAGAAGAAAUGUGUCAUAGUUUCGUCCAAGACCGGAAAAUUAAUAGAUAUUGACAUUCAAGCUGUUAAGAAAGUACUUCAAAUUUUUGAUGUGUCCCUAGCUCUAGCCUAGAAGGGGAAGAGGGCCACUUCCUUUUUUAUUUAUUUUUUUUCAUUUUUCAUUUUAUUUUUUAUUCUUACUGUUAUUUUGGAUGUGUUUCCCUUUCAAUUGUAUAGAAGAAUAUCAAAUUUUCUGCAAAUAGUUCACAAAUUUCAAUC